CUCUGCAGAUCGUUUGAAGCGCGGCCGCUCGUGUCACCGCCCUCCGACAACCUUGCGUACUUCACCCACCGAAAACAUGGCCGACAAGACGCCGAAGGAGUCCGGUGCUCGCUUUGCGACCCGGAUAGAACCGAUGAAAGAGGAUAUCUCCCAGGGACAGAUGUACUUCAUGCGGCAUGUCGAGCUCGACCAGUGGAAGAAGAAAACGCAGAAGCUGCGGACGCGAAAUGUCGUCACAGGAAUCGCCAUUGGAGCGCUCGUUAUGGGGAUCUACGCCUACACAUUUUAUUCGGUCUCCCAGGAGCGGGUCAUGGAUGAAAUGGACGAAGAGGCCAAGCGCACAAGACUGCAGGGACCGAAGACCGGGGUCAACUGAGAUGCACGCGUUUGGACUGUGUGUCUGUCCUGCACUUCACCGAGUAGGGAGUUAUGUGGACUCUGGUGCCACCGAUUUAUAUUCCAUUGGUGGCCGCUGUUUUUCCAUGUUGAGACAGCGGCAGACUUUGUUUUGUCUUGAUUGUGAAUGUGAGGUUCUGUUCCACUGACUUGAAAACUGCGUGUUGAUUUUGAUUAAGUUUGCUCUUCAGCAGAAGGGACUACUCCACUGAUCUUACAUGCUUUCCAGAAGGCCAGACCAUAUUGUCAUUACCAUCCUUAUCAUGUGACACGCAGUUUAAGGGGGCUAAUGAGGUCAAAUCUACAGAGGCUUUUAAGAGCAGAGAAACUGCUAAAAUGACACACGGAUAACCUGUUGGAACCUCUUUGCCUAUAAAGUAAUAAUGUGUAAAAUAAAACUAAAGUAUUGGA
Pseudoliparis swirei is the source of this 807-nucleotide messenger RNA. RefSeq names its product cytochrome c oxidase assembly factor 3 homolog, mitochondrial. The coding region runs from base 77 to 376 and encodes 99 amino acids. The transcript has 2 exons. Lineage: Eukaryota; Metazoa; Chordata; Actinopteri; Perciformes; Liparidae. Gene Ontology annotation, cellular component: mitochondrial inner membrane. The record is from RefSeq and is a predicted model, not a curated record. Gene Ontology annotation, biological process: mitochondrial respiratory chain complex IV assembly.